Jaculus jaculus (lesser Egyptian jerboa) is the source of this 2636-nucleotide messenger RNA. It is a transcript of the gene Ciao1, whose product is annotated as cytosolic iron-sulfur assembly component 1. Gene Ontology annotation, biological process: iron-sulfur cluster assembly. Gene Ontology annotation, molecular function: protein binding. The transcript has 7 exons. The record is from RefSeq and is a predicted model, not a curated record. The coding region runs from base 181 to 1200 and encodes 339 amino acids. Gene Ontology annotation, cellular component: cytosolic [4Fe-4S] assembly targeting complex. Lineage: Eukaryota; Metazoa; Chordata; Mammalia; Rodentia; Dipodidae.
UGAAGGGAAUGACUACAGGUCCCAGAGGGCGCCGCGGCCUAACAGCGGGCGCUUCAGUUCCCAGAGAGACCCUCCCUCGGCCAUUGGGUCUUAUAGUGGACUUGGUGGAGGCGCGCGCCGUGGGUCCCGCGGUCAGUGCGCUGUUUCUGUCCACCUCCUCCUCACUGUGCACCCGCCGCCAUGAAGGACUCGCUGGUGCUGCUGGGCCGCGUCCCGGCGCACCCCGACUCCCGCUGCUGGUUCCUGGCCUGGAACCCCACGGGGACCCUCUUGGCCUCUUGCGGAGGCGACCGUAGAAUCCGCAUCUGGGGCACCGAGGGUGACAGCUGGAUUUGCAAGUCUGUCCUUUCUGAAGGCCAUCAGCGCACUGUUCGAAAAGUAGCCUGGUCUCCAUGUGGGAAUUACUUGGCUUCUGCCAGCUUUGAUGCGACUACUUGCAUUUGGAAGAAGAACCAGGAGGACUUUGAGUGUGUAACCACUCUUGAGGGCCAUGAGAAUGAGGUCAAAUCAGUAGCGUGGGCCCCAUCUGGCAAUCUUUUGGCCACCUGCAGCCGAGAUAAGAGUGUGUGGGUCUGGGAAGUUGAUGAAGAAGAUGAAUAUGAAUGUGUCAGUGUUCUCAACUCUCAUACACAGGAUGUCAAGCAUGUGGCUUGGCACCCAAACCAGGAGCUUUUAGCUUCAGCUAGCUAUGACGACACAGUGAAGCUCUACCGAGAAGAAGAGGACGAUUGGGUCUGUUGUGCUACCCUAGAAGGUCAUGAGUCUACUGUAUGGAGCUUGGCCUUUGACCCCAGUGGCCAGCGCCUGGCAUCUUGCAGUGAUGACCGUACUGUGCGCAUUUGGCGCCAGUAUCUACCAGGCAAUGAACAAGGGGUGGAAUGCAGCGGCUCUGACCCCAGCUGGAAAUGUAUCUGCACUUUGUCGGGCUUCCACUCCAGGACCAUUUACGACGUUGCUUGGUGUCAGCUGACAGGGGCAUUGGCUACAGCUUGUGGAGAUGAUGCUAUCCGAGUGUUUGAGGAGGAUCCUGGCUCUGAUCCACAUCAGCCCACCUUUUUACUAACAGCCCACCUGCAUCAAGCCCAUUCCCAGGAUGUCAACUGUGUCACCUGGAACCCCAAGAAGCCAGGGCUCCUGGCCUCCUGCAGUGAUGAUGGGGAGGUAGCCUUCUGGAAGUAUCAACGGCCAGAAGACCUCUGAGCUACCUUGAGAGUCAUGAUUCUCUGGAAAAUGCCCUAAGAAAUUGCCAGUCACUGAUAGGACCUGGAGAAGCAUUCUUGACCUUCCUCUGGCUUGGCUUCUUCUGUUUGGACAUGGGAAGAAGCCACAGGACCAUUCUUGAUUUUUCCUCCUUUGACAUGAGCGCCUUUGUAGAGCCACAGAUCAUCAGUACAUUGAACUACAAAUUGUGCUUGCAUUAAGACAUGGUGUUCCAUUUUGGGGGUGAAUAUAGUAUUUAUAAUUGAUACAUAUGUAGGAGGUGUGUGUUUCACACCUUUCUGAAAUUGUAAUGUUUGUAGAAAUAAUUAUCCUUGCCCCAAGUCCUAUUUUAUAAGGAUAUUCACAAAUUUUUAGAAUUCUGUUGUCUGAAAUAGGUCCCGCCUUCCCAUUUCUAGAUAAGUCCUUGAAUUUUAAAACACUCAAGCCAAACAUGGUGGCACAACGCCCAGCAGUUGAGAGGUAGAGGCAGAGAAUCAGUUCAGGGCCAUCCUUGACUGCGUAGUUUGAGGCCAGCCAGAGCUACAUGAGACCCUGUCUGAUAAGACAAAAAGGCAUUCAAAAUUAAAGUUUUUUUUUUUCCCUUUAAUGAAGGUUUGUUCAGAGUAAGAUGAAUGACACAUGUGCUAUCCCAUAAAAGGUCUCACAUACCUCUUGUGACAUGCUAUGCUGCUACCUGGUAUGAAAAAGUCAAUGGGAAAGACACGAACCCUUAAAAGGAAUUGUUACUGGCCACAAACUACCAUGUCAGUGGGAUACAGAUCGGGUUUCAGUGAAGAACAUGUACCCAUUUACCAGUGGUAUUGGGUUAAGAAAAAGAUGUCUAGGCUGGAGAGAUGGCUUAGCAGUUAGGGCACUUGCCUGCAAAGCCUAAGAAUCCAGGUUCAGUUCUCCAGGUCCCAAGUAAGCCAGAUACACAAGGUGGCACAUGCAUCUGGAGUUCGUUUGUAGAGGCUAGAAGCCCUGGUAUGCCCAUUCUCUCCUCUCUCAAAUAUUUUUUAAAAAGAAAAAUAUGUCUAAUAGGAGAAUAUUUUAAAAAACUGAGAAUCACUGCCUAUGGAAAAAUUAUUCAGUCUUUUGACUGUGACAAAUAGAUUUAAACAUGAAGAUUGCCCCCAAACUUAUACCUUUCCUUUAAUUUUUUACAUUGUAGAAAUUGUGACCUAAGAUUUUAGAAUGAAAACUGAGGCAGUAUCUAUAGCAGUUGUUAGGAUGGUUUGUAGAUCCCUGGGAGUCUAGGACCCUUUCAGGGUCUGCCGUGUGGCAUGAUUAAGGCAAUGGUAUCAAACUAGUUUUCAGUCUUAAAACCUCAGCACUCACACAAAAAGACUUCCAACUUCACUUGGGCAUGUUCUUGGUAGAAGUAAUAAAAAUGACUAAUAAAUGUUGACUUGUGACAAAUAUUGAAAGAAUGGAAA